AUGUCCGACGAGGUCGCAAAGUCACUGGGCGCCACCUGCCCCAAGGGAGGAUCCUUCUACGUCUGCUACGACAAGCCCACCCAGUUCGUCGGCUGCUGCUCCGUCGACCCGUGCAAGACGGCGACGGGCGCCUGCCCCGACGACAACCUCAAGUACACCUCCUUCGACAAGUACUCCUUCAACUCCCUCAAGCCGCAGCUCUGCGUCAGCGACGCCCCCGAGGUGCAGUGGUGGACCUGCGCCGAGGCCAAGCCAAACCCGUUCAUGGGCUGCUGCUCCGUCAACCCGUGCGAGACGGGGUCCGGGUGCCCGGACGGCAAGAUCUUCGCGGCCAAGCUGAACGACAAGAGGGAGCAGGCGGAGCCCUUCCUCACCGCGGAGCAGCGUGGCUCGAACAGCGGGCUGCCCACUGGUGCCAAGGUCGGCAUCGCUAUAGGUGCCGUGCUCGGGUUCCUCCUCAUCGCCGGCCUCGCCUUCUUCUUCUGGCGCAGGCGGAGGCAGCAGAACGCCCCGGCUACAGGCUCAUAUGAGCAGUACGGCGGGAACUACCCAGAGUCCAAGAUGGGCGGCGGCUCGCACAUGUCGUCCUACACCGCGACAUCCACGCCCUCCGUCGCCACGCAGAUGCCGUACGACCCGUACGGGCAGCAGCAGGCAAACGGGCAGCUAUACCCUCACUACAACCAGGCGAUACACACCCAGGGCGGCUUCCCCCCGUCGUCCGUGUAUAUCCCCAACCAGCCGACACCGCCUCCCAUGUCCGCUCACCCGGCGCCGCACGGCCAGGGGCAGGCUUUCGCCGCCGAGCUGCAUUCGGAGAGCGCCUCGGACGUAUAUGAAGGGGGGAAGAAGCCCACGCCUACCGAACUACCCUGA
Molecule: messenger RNA, 876 nt
Organism: Clonostachys solani
Lineage: Eukaryota; Fungi; Ascomycota; Sordariomycetes; Hypocreales; Bionectriaceae
Source: the annotation of a GenBank genome assembly